Messenger RNA from Cladocopium goreaui, 5466 nucleotides. The record is from the annotation of a GenBank genome assembly. Lineage: Eukaryota; Dinophyceae; Suessiales; Symbiodiniaceae.
AUGUCGUCGGCUGGGCCUGUUCUGCUUGGGCGUGUCAGGUGUGCACUGGACGGACCAGUGAAAGCUGCUGCAGGCGAUGUGGACGUGACGGACGUGCCUGGAUCACCAUCAGAACUUGAUUCGCCAAUCCGAAGCCGGGAUCAGAGCCGAACCUGGUGGAUUCAGAGAUGGACUCAUCGCACAUUUCUUUGUGUGGCCGUGAUUGUCGCCGCCUGCCUGUCUGGUGCACUUGCAUAUGCUCUUUAUGAUUCCUCUUCUUACAAGUCUGACUCCAUUUUUCUUGUUUGCUUUCUUAUUGCAAGCAAUGCGCUAGCUGGGGCAGCAGCUGUCUUUCUGUGGCUCAUUGCCCCAACGCAACACCUGCUUCUGGCAGCACGCUUUUUGAUGCUCAACUGGCUUGGAGGAUUAUGCUCCCUGUUUCUACUAGGCUUCAGGCCGCUUGUCUUGGUUUUUGAAUUUCUGGGGCUGCAAUAUCUCGCCCAAGAUCGUUUGAAGAGUAUUUGGCCAGCUUUGAACUCCCCACGAUGGGGAGCAUGCCUUGGGCGAGCCUUUUGGCUUGAAUUUGCACUCCUGUCAUUUCUUCUUUAUCUGACGCUGAUGAUUUUGGUGGUGCCGAGGGUUAAUUUCGAUUUGAUCCCUGUGGUAGCAUUUACUGCACAACUCCUUGCUGCGCUUGUGUUCGUGAUGUGGGUCCUUGGCGUUGCCACCACGUUGUGCCGCGUAGUCUUGAUGCUUCGUCGAGCCGUGCAGAUGGCUCGAAAAGAAGAGAAUUCCGCUGCUGUGCAACGCCUUAUUGCUUGUAGGAGACGGAGCUUUUGGCAAGGAAUUGGCUUCCUUGCCAGUUUGGCAACAACCUUUAGUCUCUUUAAGGUUACUGACAGUGAGGUUUUCGAGACUCCUCUUGAUGAUCCUGGACAUUAUUGGGGCUUGCACAUCCCCAGCUUCUCUUUUGCCGUCGCUCAGUGUAUCAACAGCGUGGUGAACGUGGGGUCAGAUUGGGAAGCAAAGACUGAAGAACUGGCCAGCCGUGGGAUCUCUUUGUCAGACCUAUUGGAAUUUUACAGCAAUUUGGGCGUCAGCAUUAUGCCGUCCUUCCAGCCAGAUGUUCACACCACCAACGAUGUGGUUAGACUUGGAAUCAUUCCACGAACUUCUUCCGCUUGUGGCUCCUAUGCUGAGUUCGUGAACGAUGGCAAGAAGGUGAUCCCGAAGAAAAUGGUCACGCACAACUGGCAAAAUCUCUUCCGAAACCCCAACGGAGACGUCGAUCCAGUCACAAAAAUCCCACAUCCCAUAUGCACUUGCAAUGCUCCAAAGUUCUUCAAUAAGGACCCACCAUUGAAUGAGCAUGGUGAUAGCAUCAAGUGUGAGAUGAACAAAUUUGAUGACAUGAUGGCAUUUCUGGCACUAAAAGAUCCAAUUUUUACAGAGGUCAUUGCUGUGGAUGCCAACCUGGACCUAUUUGGGCGUGCCUGGUGUGUGGCGGAAUUGUUUGAAGCUCAUCGCAUGGGCAUGGCGCAGAACCUGAUGCUCAGGAACACUGCUACCUUGAUGACAAGGCAAAGCACCUUGCAAGACAUCAGGGUGGAAGAUAUGAAAGCCAGUCGUCCUGAAGAUGUGCAACAAAUUCUAGAAAAGAUCCCAGACAAGAAGGCAUUCAAUGAGAAGCUGCAAGAAUUGAUUUUCGAUGGGCAAGUAGGGCUAUUGGCUGCUCGCAAGAAGGCAGACGUGCUAGAACAAAUGGAAGACCUCUCUUAUGUGUUGAAAUGGGCAAGGCUUUCGGAGAGCGCAGACGACGGAGCACUCAUUUGGCGCAGAUGGAUCUGUGCAGCUUUACAUUCUUCGGCGCAUGGCAACGCUGAGUCGCUGAGGUGCAUUGCUUUGGGUGGGGCUCAAAACUCUUGGUGUCAAACAACCACAUGGACGUUUGAGGUGCCGCGUCACAUCGGAAUGAUGCUGGGACACGUUGUCCACAGACGACUUGAUGGCUGCCUUCACGCUUUAAUCCACGCUGGGCGCAACAGGCUCGAGUUGCGGCACGGUCCGAUCUCUGUGGACUGGGACUGGGGUGUGUUGGGCCCCUAUUCUUAUGCAACCUGUGGGAACCUGCGACAAGGGACUGCCGAGUUUUUCCAAAAGUCGCUGGCCGCAUUUCAGCAGAAUGAUUCCCUCCGGGUCUUGCACCCGGAGAGCGGUUUGGUACGAGGCUACUUGGGAAACACCGAAUGCCGCAGAUACGAUAAAUAUUCGCAAAACCGGAACUGCCAAGGUCGCGUAGCAGAGUUUUGGGAAAGGGCGCUAGAUGAGCUCAACCAUUCCCAAGUUAGAAUUGACCAUACAGUCAUCAGAAGGGGUGAGGAGGGCAUCGACCAAUACUUUAUUGACUACAACCUCACGAAGGCUUUUGAAGAGUACAAGGGAAGAUUUCCGAAGGAAUGGUCUGAAAGGCCUACUAGUACCACCAACUUUGAUUUGUGUGCCUUCGCAACAGGAAUGGGUUAUGUGGACUUGUGCUCUGGGGCAUUCGCCUUGACCCAUCGGAGGCAAGCAAUGACCUUCAUGAUCGAGUUGUACACCUCUCCAGUCUUCAUGGCCUUGACAAAUGCCUUGACUGCCUUGACAAUCUUGACAGACAAUCCGGAGAAGAGCCUGAAGAGCAGGGAGAGCCCGAAGAGCCACCCGAGGAGUUGUCGUAUCCAAGCGAGCUUAUCGGACUCUCGAACCUUCAGAUAUGCCCCCUCUGAAACUGCAUUCUUCUUUAACAAGUCACGGGUGCCCGGACAUGCUUGCCCUUCAAACUCAGCAGAUGCUCUUUGUGCCAACAUCAACAAGGAGGGCGUGCCAUGGUAUACGCUUUUCAGCCUUUUCGUGGUGGCAGCCGGAUGCGGGGCGUGUAGCUUGAUUGGCAUUGCUUACCAGCACAUCGGAGGAGAAGACAAGGAGAAUGAAGAGGAGAAGAAGAAGAAGACGAAGGAUGAGGAAACGAGGAUGGCAAUGAUGGAGAUUCGGAGUCUUUUAGACCUGGAAUUCGGCAAAAUUUCCAAAGCCCUGCAAUCCAACCCUCGACCCGAUGCUGCAGGCUCCGCUGAACCACAGGUCGUGGAAUCAUCGAGGUCCACGGGCACUGGAGUCUCCACACCUCGCACGAACAGUUCUGCGCCAGAGGCCUUUGCCGUUGAUUGGCAGAAUGGCCGACCUGCGCUCUUUGUUUUGUCCGCCGCCGUCCUAGACUCAGACCCGUUGCACGACACCGUUUCGGAGUCGAAAUUUGGAAGGUGGCCGUGUGCCAUGUCGUCGGCUGGGCCUGUUCUGCUUGGGCGUGUCAGGUGUGCACUGGACGGACCAGUGAAAGGUGCUGCAGGCGAUGUGGACGUGACGGACGUGCCUGGAUCACCAUCAGAACUUGAUUCGCCAAUCCGAAGCCGGGAUCAGAGCCAAACCUGGUGGAGUCAGAGAUGGACUCAUCCCACAUUUCUUUGUGUGGCCGUGAUUGUCGCCGCCUGCCUGUCUGGUGCACUUGCAUAUGCUCUUUAUGAUUCCUCUUCUUACAAGUCUGACUCCAUUUUUCUUGUUUGCUGUCUUAUUGCGAGCAAUGCGCUAGCUGGGGCAGCAGCUGUCUUGCUGUGGCUCAUUGCCCCAACGCAACACCUGCUUCUGGCAGCACGCUUUUUGAUGCUCAACUGGCUUGGAGGAUUAUGCUCCCUGUUUCGACUAUGGUUUAGGGGAAUUGUCUUGGUUUGUGAACUUCUGGGGCUGCAAUAUCUCGCCCAAGAUCGUUUGAAGAGUAUUUGGCCAGCUUUGAACUCCCCACGAUGGGGAGCAUGCCUUGGGCGAGCCUUUUGGCUUGAAUUUGCGAUCCUGUCAUUUGGUAAGGUGACGCCGGUGAUUCUGGCGGUGUUGGAUGUUAAUGGAGCUUUGAUCGUUAGGGUAGUUGCAGCAUUCCUUGCUGCGCUUGUGUUCGUGAUGUGGGUCCUUGGCGUUACCACCACGUUGUGCCGCGUAGUCUUGAUGCUUCGUCGAACCUUGCAGAUGGCUCGAAAGGAAGAGAAUUCCACUGCUGUGCAACGUCUUCUUGCUUGUAGGAGACGGAGCUUUUGGCAAGGAAUUGGCUUCCUUGCCAGUUUGGCAACAACCUUUAGUCUCUUUAAGGUUGCUGUCAGUGAGGCUUUAGAGACUCCUCUUGAUGAUCCUGGAUUUUAUUAUGGGGGCUUGCACAUCCCCAGCUUCUCUUUUGCUGUAGCUCAGUGUAUCAACAGCGUGGUGAACGUGGCCGGGGUUAUCCUCUUAUCAAAAGCAUAUAGACUUUUUAGACUGCCUGGAUCUGCAAGGCCCCCCGCCCUCUCAUGGACUCCAUCCAGAUUUGGCUGCCAAGUGUGUCCCUGCUCUCACUUGCGCCAUGACAGUGACAUUGACACUGGCAUGAUAAAGGGGUCAGAUUGGGAAGCAAAGACUGAAGAACUGGCCAGCCGUGGGAUCUCUUUGUCAGACCUAUUGGAAUUUUACAGCAAUUUGGGCUUCGGCAUUAUGCCAUCCUUCCAGCCAGAUGUUCACACCACCAACGAUGUGGUUAGACUUGGAAUCAUUCCACGAACUUCCUCCGCUUGUAGCUCCUAUGCUGAGUUCGUGAACGAUGGCAAGAAGGUGAUCCCUAAGAAAAUGGUCACGCACAACUGGCAAAAUCUCUUCCGCGAUUUGCUAGCUAGCGUCAUUGCUGAUGCUCUGGGAGAACACAACUUCGAGCUGAUUGCGAAAUUGUUAUCCGACAAGGAAGGGGUUGAGGUUGUGGAGCAAAUUCUCCAGGUUCAAGGACGUCUUCAGGAAACCUAUUGGAUCUGUGCGUUUUCAGUCAAUCAGCACGCUUCAAUUUGUGGAGGAAACCCCAACGGAGACGUCGAUCCAGUCACAAAAAUCCCACAUCCCAUAUGCACUUGCAAUGCUCCAAAGUUCUUCAAUAAGGACCCACCAUUGAAUGAACAUGGUGAGAGCAUCAAGUGUGAGAUGAACAAAUUUGAUGACAUGAUGGCAUUUCUGGCACGAAAAGAUCCAAAUUUUACAGAGGUCAUUGCUGUGGAUGCCAACCUGGACCUAUUUGGGCGUGCUUGGUGUGUGGCGGAAUUGUUUGAAGCUUAUCGCAUGGGCAUGGCGCAGAACCUGAUGCUCAGGAACACUGCUACCUUGAUGACGAGGCAACGCACCUUGCAAGACAUCAGGGUGGAAGAUAUGAAAGCCAGUCGUCCUGAAGAUGUGCAACAAAUUCUAGAAAAGAUCCCAGACAAGAAGGCAUUCAAUGAGAAGCUGCAAGAAUUGAUUUUCGAUGGGCAAGUAGGGCUAUUGGCUGCUCGCAAGAAGGCAGACGUGCUAGAACAAAUGGAAGACCUCUCUUAUGUGUUGAAAUGGGCAAGGCUUUCGGAGAGCACAGACGGCGGAGCACUCAUUUGGCGCAGAUGGAUCUGCAGCUCAAGCUGA